GUAAAAACGUAAUUGAGAUGGAAUGAAUCCCAUUGUUGUUGUUCCUUCCUUCCUUCCUUCCUUCUAUUCUAUCCAUUUGGUGUGUGUGAGUUGCAAUGGCCAACACAAUCACAACAAUGGGUUUUCAACUCCGACCCAUGACGACGCCGUUUCACUUCCAUUCCCCUCGCUGCUCCCUUUCCCCCACAUCCAAUUCAAUUAAAGCUUUUUCAGUUCCGAGAAGAAAAGCAAUGUCAUUGAUCUUCUCAACUUACAUUCUCUCAGAUGCUUAUUCAGCUUUGGCUCAACAACCUCGUAUUUUUCGCGAAUAUGUCGACACAUUUGAUGGCUAUUCAUUCAAGUACCCCUCAAAUUGGAUUCAAGUACGAGGUGCUGGUGCUGAUAUUUUUUUUAGGGACCCUUAUGUUCUCGAUGAAAAUCUCUCCGUUGAAGUUUCUUCACCUUCAUCUUCUCGAUAUAAAAGUGUUGAAGAUUUGGGUCCACCUCAAGAAGCUGGGAAGAAAGUUCUUAAUCAAUAUCUAACCGAGUUUAUGUCUACAAGACUUGGUGUUAGACGUGAAUCCAAUGUUCUUUCUACUUCUUCUAGAGUUGCUGAUGAUGGCAAGUUAUAUUAUCAAGUUGAGGCGAACAUUAAGUCAUAUGCUAGUAACAAUGAGCUUGCUGUUAUGCCACAAGACCGGGUGGUCCGUAUGGAAUGGAAUAGGAGGUACCUCGCUGUUCUAGGAGUUGAAAACAACCAACUGUAUGAGUUGAGAUUACAAGUGCCUGAAAAUGUCUUCUCAGAAGAGGAGAGUGAACUUCGUCGAGUCAUGGACUCGUUUCGAGCAAACAAGAUCAUUCGUUAGAACUAGAAUGUUGAAUAAAUCAAAAUGUUCCAUCAUUCUAUGGUCUUGUGUAUGUUUUUGUCAUUUAUUUGAUUAGUUAAUUUCUAAUUGUAAAAUUUUCUUCAAUUCAAUUUAUGCAAGUCUCCUUCGUUUUCAUAUUCA
This is a messenger RNA of Cicer arietinum (chickpea), 986 nucleotides long. Its product is annotated as psbP domain-containing protein 1, chloroplastic. Gene Ontology annotation, molecular function: calcium ion binding. The record is from RefSeq and is a predicted model, not a curated record. Lineage: Eukaryota; Viridiplantae; Streptophyta; Magnoliopsida; Fabales; Fabaceae. Gene Ontology annotation, biological process: photosynthesis. Gene Ontology annotation, cellular component: extrinsic component of membrane; photosystem II; photosystem II oxygen evolving complex.